CGACGUCUAGGCCCGAGCCCGCAUCUGGCCUGGCAACACAGACAACAAACUCGGAGUCAACAAAAGAACAAUAGUGCCGCCCUUGAAUCUUACCGGCAAAGCAAAGAGUACCAUGGUCCAUGGUAUGGUUACUACGGUGACCAUUAGAUCCUCACCUGCCUGCCUACGGCAUUCGAUUUCUACUGGUACAGAAUACAUACAUACAGUGGUAAGGUACAGAGAGCUGAGUACUACUAGUAUAUAAGCUACCUACGAGGUAGUUAAGCCAGCUGCGAUAUUCAUUUUGCGCUGCCUUCAUUUUCAACGCCCAGUUGGCAUCAUCAGUUUCACAUUGCUCUUCAGCAAUACAGACCUCAAGUCAACCAUGACGAUGAUGUCGAAAUCGGGUACAUUCUUCGACCUGAAAUGGAAGCUCCGGGGUCAUAUUGUCAUGCUCUUCCUGGUCCUGUUGCUCCUCGUCCUAACGGGAGUUUACAUGAACCUGGCCCCGUUCGUCACCCGGCCCGACAUCAUGGGCAUCGUCUACUCGAUCAAAUCCAUCAUCAUCGUCGCCUAUCAACUUCUCACCGAACACACGCGACGAUUCGCCAGGUGGAAGAGCGUAAAGGCAAACCUCAUCCUAAACUGCAUCGAGCCAAUCUUCUGGCUCACCCUCAUUGCUCUCAAGUUCAUGGGCAUCUCGAAGUUCUGCAGUGGGAGUAGCUGCGCGGUCGCUUGGAUCAGCGCGCUGCUUGUCAUGGUCAUCUUUGCCUUGUCUCUCCAUCUUUGCAUGCUUGCCGUCAGAGAGUACCGCGAGUUCAAGAAAUCCGGCGAUAGCCAGGCCUGCUCCUCGGACCAGGUUCUCGUAGAUGCCAAUAGAUCCAGUACUAUCCACACCACUACUGCUUCGACGGGGACGGAGGCUCGGAACGCCGAGACAACAACCCGACGAGUUCGGUCCGGUAUUGUGAACCGCCGUUCUCACGCGAAAUCGCGGACGGGAUGCCGGACAUGCAAGAGGCGCAGGAUCAAGUGCGAUGAAAGCAGGCCGUCUUGCCGCAACUGCGAAAAGCACGCAGUGGCAUGCGACUUUGCCUCGUCCGAUUCCGCGUCCGCCUCUCCGGCUGUCCCAUCGCCGCAGGGCCCGUUGCCGGCGUCGCAACUUCAGGGAUCCUGCUCCAUAGCCCCGUCAUGCGACAUCAACUUGCUGGAUCUCGAGCUGAUGCACAACUUCACCACGUAUACCUGCACGACCAUAAUCGGCGACCAGGGCGUCCGGCAGCUGUUACGCACGGCAGCCGUCCACAUGGCCGUCGACUGCGAGUACCUCAUGCGGUCCAUCCUCGCCGUCUCGGCUCUUCACCUGUCUCGCUACCGCCCGCAGAGAAAGGAUCUCUACCUCCAGCGCGCCAUGCACCAUCAUCAAGCCGCCAGCUCGGCCGCCAUCGAGCUACUGACCGACUUGAGGCCCGAAGAGUGCGAGAGGCUGCACCUGUUUUCGAUGCUGACAGUGUACUAUGCUCUAGGAUGUCCUGUCAGCGAGGCUGAUCUAGCACCAGGGGCCCCAUUGAUCCCCCACUGGCUGCGUCUGCUUCAUGGAAUGGAGCCGAUUCUGCACAUGCUAAACCCGAAGGAGUACCGCGGUGUCCUGACGCCCUUGUUCGACUUUGGCCGGAGCCGCAUGCAGCCGUUCCUGAAGACCACACCGGCCCGGUACCCAGGCCUGCUUGUGGACGUCCAAUCACUCAUCCACCGGACCUGCACCAACCCUGAUCUCAUCCCGAUUUACGACGACAUGAUUGAGCAGCUCCGUCGCAUACUCGGUCUGGUCGUGACGCCGCCUCGCUGUGCUAUUUCCCUUUCCCACAGCGGCCACGAAGCGCCCGGCAUCGCACAGUCGGAGGCACCGGAGCCGUCUACAUCAUCGACCUCGUGCGUAAAAUUGGAGGCGUGGGACAUCCUGGUAUGGCAAUGGACGCAGGGAAAGCGCUUCCUCCCGUUGCUCGAUGUCGCCGCGCCGCCGCAGGAAGCUGUGGUCAUCUUUGCGUAUUGUCUGCUCGCGCUGAGGAAGUUGGAAAGCCAGUGGUACGUCGAGGGCUGGGCGGACCAUCUGAUGGCCAAGACGUGGGCGUUGCUGGACGACGAGCAUCGCCAUUGGGUCGUCUGGGCGACCGAAGAGAUGGGUUGGAGUCCGCCGAGAUGCUAGCAACGCAGUUCAGGGUCAUUUGCUGGGUACCUACACUUCCGUAAACCAGUGUAUCAUAGUACUACUACUAGACGUUGGCUUGGUCGAAGGUACUGUACCUUAGUCACCGUAGAGCCUAGGUACCUAAUGACGACCAAAGACACGCGGACACCUGUAGGCUCUGCAGCUUCCAAGUUCCACCUUGGUAUUGUACAAUACAUACAGCGUCGUCAUGGUGCAUUAGGUUGUCGGCUCCAGUGCGAAACGCCGCCGUGUCGCAGCCUUCUCUUGACGUCGGGUGACGAGUAC
Chaetomium strumarium is the source of this 2473-nucleotide messenger RNA. RefSeq lists its product as uncharacterized. NCBI's taxonomy places the organism in Eukaryota, Fungi, Ascomycota, Sordariomycetes, Sordariales, Chaetomiaceae. Gene Ontology annotation, molecular function: DNA-binding transcription activator activity, RNA polymerase II-specific; zinc ion binding. The transcript has 6 exons. Gene Ontology annotation, biological process: regulation of transcription by RNA polymerase II. The record is from RefSeq and is a predicted model, not a curated record. The coding region runs from base 365 to 2185 and encodes 606 amino acids.